AUGAAUGUGUCAAAGUGCAUGAGAUUAGCAUCUCAAUUAAAGAGUGUUAAUCGAAAGCCAGUCAGAAUGUUUUCGUCAGAGAUAAAUAAUUAUUUCAAGAGAGUACUCAAGCAUGAGACUCCACCAAAGGAAACACCCUUUUCUGUUGAGAGAGAUAUCGAGAUCAACCUUCAGCAUGCUGAGCUCAUGAGACAAAGACUCGAAGAAAUAUCGAAGAGGAAUGAGUAUAGGGAGAUUCUUGGAAUGAAGGAUUAUCAAUUAAAGGACUAUAAGUUCCAAGGAGCUUUAAAUGAUACCCCUGACUAUCAGGGAAUAAUUACCGGAAAAAUCCCCCAAGAUAAGAUCGAAGCAAAUAGAUACGAGCUUGAAAUAGUGAACAAUCUUAAUCCAAGACAUGAAAUUGUAGUUUUUAAUCUUCCUUAUGAUGCUACUAAAGAAGAGAUUCUGCCAAUAUUCGAUAAGCACGGAGUUGUAAAUAGUGUUGAACUGAAUCAAAAAGCUUGAUAUGCAAUUGUCACCUUCAGAAAGCAAGAUUCUUUAGAAAAAUGCAUGAAAGCUCCAAACGAAAUAUGGAUAAGAGAUAAGCUUCUCAGACUUAGAAGCAUUGAACAUGCUGAAGAAGAAAGCUUAAAAAACAGGACAGUUGCUAUCUCUAAACUUCCAAGAUGGGCAACAGAAGCGGACAUUUCAAAACAUUUGACUGCAUUUGGAAAUGUGAUGUACAUUGAUAUGCCUAAAACAGAUGCAAGAAUUGAACAAAUUAGAAGAAAUGCUCCUAACAUUGAGAAUGAGCAAAAUAUUCAGAGAACAUAUGAAGAGGGACUUAAAGUAGCUGAUGAAUUAUUCACCAGGCUUAAGUAUAUUGAUGAUCCUCUUUUAAAUUUUGAAGUAAAUAUGGAAGAUUUUAAACCAAUGACUGAAAAUCCUUCAGAAAAGACGACCUUGGCAGAAAAAGUAUUAAACUUCGAUAAAGAUCUCUACAAUGAUCAAGUUAACAACACUAUGAGUCAGGCUCCUCCCUCAGAUCUGAGUAUCAUUAAUAAUGAGAAAAGAAUGAAGAUUCUUACUCUCUGUACCAUGGUCUACAACGAGAAUCAGCUAGUUAAUAGUACUAUCAAUGAUUUAAAAAUUGAAAGAGACAACAUUGUGAGUAGGCUGAAUAACGUCAUGGAAUAUCCAGAAAUCCCUGGAAACAAAAACAAUGAAAGCUUUAUCACUGCUGAACAAAUUCAGACUCUCAAGAGUUAUUUGAGCUAUGUUGAUAAGAAUCAUGAUUCUCUUCCUCCAGAAAUCAUCUCAGAAGUGAGAGAAAACAAGGCUUUCCAAGUUAUUAGAGAUUAUCAUAUUGAAAGAUCUGGAGAAUUACCUUCUGACAAUAAAGUUUUGAAAGAGGCUCUCGAAGCAAGGAUCUCAAAAUCUCAUGGCAACCUUCAAAAAGAGUUGGCUGAUGGGUAUCAGUGGCUCCUUCAAUCUCUUGAAAGAAGAGAGGAAGUCUUAAAGCAUCGUCUAGAUAGACUCCUUGCUGAUUAUGGAAAGAAGGAUAGAAUUUUAGUCACAGACAAAGAUUUCAACAAUGAGAUGGAAGAUAUUAAAUUCAGGAAGUAUGGAGAAGGCCCUGACAAACUUAAAAUAGAAGAUAUUAUUUCUAUUUCAGAGCAAAUGAGAAACAUCUCAGAAUGGAAAAAGCCUAAAACACUUGCAGAAUUAGAGAAGAGAACAGAAUAUGAAGGAAUUUUUAGAGAUGGAACUCCUAACUUUUCAGAAUAUGAUAUUAAUUUCUCUGAAGUUACUCCAAGGACUGUGAAUCUUCUUAUGAGAAGAGAAGUGUUAGAAAAUGCUCAAUUCGAUCCAAAUACUUUCCAUUCCAUUGUCCCUAACAAUUAUGAUCCCCAAGUUAUGAGACAAAUCAUGAGAAAAGUGAAUAAAAUGAGAAAAGAGCUUGAUACCCCAUUUGAUGAAAUGUAUCAUAAGGAAAAAGCACUCAUUGAUAAUAUUGUGAAAACAGAGAAAGAGCUACUUGAAGCCCAAGAAGCAGCAGAGACUGCUCUUCAAGAAUCGAAUAGAUCCAUUGAACACCUGUUCGAUAAUAAUGUAGUUGGCAUUUUUGAACAAGAAGACGAUCUUAGAGUUUUAUUAAAGAAACAAAGAGAUUAUGAUGACUCUGCCGACUCUUUAUUCUCUGAAAGAAGAGCUCUCUCUAAAAAUUAUCAAGAUCUUGUUAUGGAAAUGAUUGGAGAUAAGCAGAUAGAUAAAUAUCUUGACCAGCAAGGAAACAUCCAGAAUAUGGGAUACUGAUUUGCAACAUUUACUCAUACUGAUGAAGCUAAAAGAGCAAUGAUGUUUGCAGAUACUCUAAGGAUUGACACCACAACAAGGAGCAACAAGCACUUGUUCAAUACAUUUGGAGCUAGUCAAAUGCACAUGAAAAAUGAUCUUGGCCACGAAGACUUUAAUAUUGAUUAUCUAAAGCAAAGAACUCUUUCAGAUGCCAAAAUUAUUGAUAAGAAAGAAACACUAAGGAAGGCUAAGCUUAAAUUAAAACAAUAUGAAGCUAAUUUUGAACAAGAAAUGCCAAAGGCUGCCAGACUUCAAAGAAUGAAGAAAGCUGCAAAGGAUGCAAUUGAGGGGAAUCUCCUCUUUGAUAGAGAAUCAUUACCAAGAUCUAGACUUGAAGAAGAACAACUCGAGCAAAAGAUUAGAGAUAUGGAAAAGAGAACUGGUGCAGAUUUUGCUCCUCUGUUUGAUAAUGAACAAAAAGAAAAAGAAAGAGUUGAAAGACACAGAAAAGCACUAGAAACAUAUAAGAGCUAUUCAUUCUUAAAAGCAGGACUAAAGAAGACAGAAUUAGAGAAGAAGUUGACCAAAGAUACAAGGGAUGAUGUUUCUCAAUAUAAAUUCCCUUCUCCAGAUCAAGUAGCUUCAACAUAUAUCAACAAAGAUUACAGAUACUCAAUGUUGAAAGAAGGCGAAGACAAUCUUGCUCCAGGAAGAAAGUAUAAAUUCACUCCAACAGAAUACUUAGAGAAGUACUUUGGAAAAGACUAUCUUUCGGGGCAAUCUGUUGAGAUCACAGAUAGGCCAAUGUAUUCAUUUAAUGAUGAAAUGAAGAGAACCUACAACUAUGCUUCAGUCAGUGAUGAACCAAUUACUAAUUUUGAAAGAAUGCAAGAACUGACAGAUAAGUAUACAAAGCAACGCUAUUUCCAAACCAAAGAUGAGAUGGCUCCUCAUUUGAGAGACGAGAUGACUCUGUUUGGAAAAGAUUUGCAGGUCUCAAGACUAGAGAUUCCAGAUCAAGAAAUUAUCCCUGAUAAUCCUUAUUUGGAAGAAGAUUGGGAAACCAGGAAGCAAAAGAUGGAACAUGAAAUAAAUAAAAAGAAACCUCUUUUCAAAUAUUCUGACUCAGGAGUAUUGAAACAUCAAGAUUUCCUUCGUAAAGAGAAUGCUGAUUUCUCGCUUAAGCAGUUGGAGAAACAUGAGAGAGCUCUUGAAAGAGAAAUUGAACAAAUAAAACUAAAAAGUCAAGGAUCUGAUAAGAAAGAAACAGAAGAAGGCACUGGAGAAAAAUGGAAACCUUCGUUAGAGGACAAGAUUAAAACUCAAGAUAUCAGAGAGAAAGUUUACUCAGAAUUCAUUGAUAGAAAGAAAAUUGAAGCAUUCAAAGAGGGAGAUCUUUCAAAAUACAAUACUACAGAAUUAGAAUUCUUGAAGAAAUAUAAGAAAGUAGCUCUCGAUCCUAAUAUUGAUAAUACUGACGGUGCCCCAUACAGAGACCAAGCUAAUGAAAAUUCUUUCUCUGAAGACAUUGUUCUUGCAAGAGAAGAUCAUAAAGGAAAAAUGAAAAACUUAAUCUUUAAGGCUAAAUUGGAGAAAAGAAUGAAACAAGAGAGUGAAAUAAGAAUCGAUAGCCACUCAAUAAAAGAAAAUGAUAAAAUUUAUAAAGAGCCAAGAGAAGACAUGCAAAAAGUUCAUGAUCAAUACAAAUCUACCAUUCGUGAAGAUAAUGAAGAAUUCUUCUACAGACAUGAGUAUGCGAAGAGGCAUCCAGAAUUGAAAGAAGCAAUUAACCAAGAGGAAUCUAUUAACACUAAAAUAUUUAAAAGAGUCAAUACUGACGAAUUAGCUUUUGAAAAAGGCCUUAAGGCUCAGAAAGACUCCUGGGCUAUUUCAGACAGAAAAUUGGGUUCAUACUUCUCAGAAAAUCUGAAAAAAGGAGACAUUGUAAAGGGAUUAUUACAAAGGAAAGAUCAAUUAAAGAAAGAACAACUCAAUAAAGAUUUGUCAGAAAUUGCCAUAGGCAAUGAUCAAGACUCUCAGGAUCUUUACAAAAGUUAUAUGAGUUAUAAAGGACCUCAGAGAAAGUUAAACAAAGAGGAGGAAAUAGCCGAAAGAGAAAGAGAUUUCCUCAAAGCUGUCGAAAGAAACUAUCAAAAGACUUCCCCAACAGCUCAAAAGAAUUUCCAGGAUUAUGAAGAUUAUAAGAGAAGAAUCCAGACAGAGAUUGAUGAAUAUGAGGGAGUUGACAAUGAUGUUACCCAAAUAGAUAAUGACCUAAGCACAAGAGAUUGGUAUUCCAAGGUUUGGACAGGAAAGAUCACAAACAAAGAAUUUGGAGAUUACAUGUAUGAUUCAAAGAAGGUUAAGGACAAGCUAGGACAUGACAAAACUAUUUAUUCUCAGAAGACAAACCCAGGCUAUGGAAAGAAUGAUUUUGUCUCUUUCGAAGAUAAGGAAAGGAUCUUCAAAGAACUGAUUGAAGUAAAGAGAAGAAAAUCAGUUCUUCAGGGACUAUGCACAGAAGCAGAAAGUCAUAAAUACAUUGAGCAAAUUAGCGAAAGUUAUGACAAAAUAUUCAGAAAAAUUUCUGAACCUCAAAUUCGUGAGAACAUGGAUGAGUAUGUGGAAAUUGUCAAGGCAGCAACUGCUGGAGAACAAGUGAGAGAAUAUUAUUUUGAUCCAAAUCAAGGAGUGAGUAUAGAAGAGCACUUAGAAUCAGUGAAGAAAGUCUAUCCAGAUGCAAAGAUAGAGUCGUACUGAGAUGACGAUGGCUUUACUGUUGUCAAGAGAACAUCACAGAAUAAAUACAAGUAUGAUCUCAACCAUCUGCUUAAUUAUGCUCCGAAUGAAGUAGAGAGGAAAUACCAUCAAGGUGUUAAAACAAUGAUUGAUCAAAACAAGAUUACUAUUAAAAAUGAGGAGGAUUUAGUUAGAUUUAUGGAAAAUCCCAGAUAUAAAGAAUCAGAACUGUACCAAGAACUGAUGAACAUCCAGGAAAAAUAUGGGGACAUCAUUGAUGACAUUGACACCUUCAAAAGUGAGAUUAGAGAACAGAUUGAGCUUAAGAAAUUGAGAUAUAAAUACUUCAAGAAAUUAACUCCUGAAGAUUUUGUCAAGCCUCAGAUUCCUGAAGAAGUUACAAUGGAGAAGCUUAAAGAAUCUUAUGAACAGAGAAUUCUAAACUAUGAGGCUGAACUUGACAUGAGUGAUAAAAACAAAGACUACCUCGAGAGCUUGAAAGGAAAUAAGCAGGCUUAUGAUGAAGCCUUUAUAGAUCCACAAAUUAGAAUCCUAUCUAAAGGCCAGUACAAGAAGCUAAGAGAAGAAGUAAAGGAAACCAAACAAGCAAAAUCAAGAUUAUUAAAACAAGGGUUCCCAUCUUUGGAGAAUUACGUUUAUCUCUAA
Moneuplotes crassus is the source of this 5682-nucleotide messenger RNA. Lineage: Eukaryota; Ciliophora; Spirotrichea; Euplotida; Euplotidae. The record is from the annotation of a GenBank genome assembly.